AUGAUUCCAAUAAUUAUCGCUUUGUUAAUUUUAUUAUUUUACUAUAUCUUCACAAGAAAUUAUAAUUACUGGAAAAGGAGAAACGUGGUACAUGAUACACCACUACCCAUAUUUGGAAAUCAUUUUCAAAAUGCUGCUGGAUUGAAAAGUUUGACAAACGUUCUGACCGAGCUGUAUUACAAGUAUCCUGAUGAAAAAAUUGUUGGCUACUUCAAAGGCAGUCAACCUGCACUCGUCGUCCGUGAUUUAGACAUCAUACGAGAUAUUCUCAACGUGGAUUUUACCAAUUUUCACGCUCGAGGCGCAGCAUUGAACCCUGAAACUGAACCGCUUUUGAAAAAUUUGUUCCACGUCGAUGGUGAUAUUUGGAAAUUGCUUCGUAAACGACUCACUCCUGCAUUUACGGGUACAAGAUUAAAGAACAUGUUCCCCUUAAUAAGUCAAUGUGCAGAAAAGUUGCAAGCGCUUAUAGAAGAUAAAGCUAAGCGUGGAGAAGAUUGUGAUGUACGUAACCUAAUGUCGCGCUUUACAAUAGAGUUUAUUGGAGCGUGUGGAUUUGGCAUCGAUAUGGAUACAAUUUGUAAUGAAAAUUCUGCAUUCCUACAUCUAGGAAAAGUUGUUUUUCAAAGAACCGGAAAAGAUGUCAUCCUACUUGGUAUAAUGGAUUUAUUUCCACAGACAAGAAAAUAUAUACAACUCGCUGACGAUACGUUGUACAACUUGAUCGCUGAUAUAGUUCUAACUGCUUUUAAAUGGCGAAACUACAAGCCGUCGGGGCGUAAUGAUUUUAUCGAUGUUUUGUUACAUUUAUCUCAAGAAGGAAAGAUUACUGGAGAGUCUAUCGAGAAGCAAAAUCCUGAUGGAACACCAGCCACCAUAGAACUCACAUUAGAUGAUGAGCUGUUGGUUGCUCAAGUGUUUGUUUUUUACGCGGCAGGAUUUGAGACAUCAUCUUUUGCAACUAGUGUCACGCUGCAUAAACUAGCAUUUCAUCCUCAAAUACAAGCUAGAGCACAAGAAGAAAUUGAUGAAAUCCUUGAGAGUUAUGGUGGUAAAUUGUGCUUCGAAGCAGUCAGUAAGAUGACAUACUUAGAAAUGGUAUUCAAGGAAUCCAUGAGAAUGUUCUCAUCUUUCGGUUUCUUGCAAAGAGUCUGUUGCCAGAGAUACAACUUUCCUUCACUUGGCUUAACAAUAGAUCCCGGUGUAAUUGUCUUUAUCCCGUCACAAGCAAUACAAAUCGAUGGAAAAUAUUUCGAAAAUCCUAGCGAGUUCCGGCCUGAAAGAUUUUCUCCUGAAUCCACUUAUCACCAUAAAUAUUCUUAUAUGCCAUUCGGCGAAGGCCCAAGAGGAUGUAUUGGCGCUCGACUCGGUCAGAUGCAGUCUCUGGCGGGACUGGCUGCUAUUCUGCAGAAGUUCACAGUAGAGCCUUGUGACAAAACCCCCAUGGAACUACCUAUUAAUCCAUGGAGCAACAUUGUACAGGCAGUGAAAGGAGAAAUACCAUUGAAAUUAAAGCUUCGGAAGUGA
Messenger RNA from Pieris macdunnoughi, 1527 nucleotides. The record is from the annotation of a GenBank genome assembly. Lineage: Eukaryota; Metazoa; Arthropoda; Insecta; Lepidoptera; Pieridae.